CUGCGCGAGCGCGUCGACGCCGUGCUGGACGCGAUGCUGCGCGACGGCGUCAUCGAGCCCGUCGACUGCUCCGACUGUGCCUCGCCGCUGGUAUCGGAAUGUGAGCGCGCGUUUGUUGAAGUCAAAAAUGUAUUAAUCAGCGCGGAAGUAUUAGCUCAUUACGACCCCCAGCGACCGGUUAUAGUAACGUGCGACGCGAGCGCCAGAGGGAUAGGGGUCGUGUUGUCGCAGCCGAGCGACGACGGCAGUCGCGAGCGCCCCGUGGCCUAUGCGUAA
This is a messenger RNA of Parnassius mnemosyne (clouded apollo), 276 nucleotides long. NCBI's taxonomy places the organism in Eukaryota, Metazoa, Arthropoda, Insecta, Lepidoptera, Papilionidae. The record is from the annotation of a GenBank genome assembly.